This is a messenger RNA of Physella acuta, 6077 nucleotides long. RefSeq lists its product as uncharacterized. Lineage: Eukaryota; Metazoa; Mollusca; Gastropoda; Physidae. The record is from RefSeq and is a predicted model, not a curated record. Gene Ontology annotation, molecular function: protein binding.
GUAGAUGAUUAUGUUUUUGUAGGAACAAAAAUAUAUUUGAGUAUUAAAAUGGCAGCAAACCAAAAAAGACCCCCUCUAAAAAAACAUGUAUCGUCUUUUCAUAUACCAAAGUCUCCAUUACAUUCAGGGGAGUUGAAGCUGUCCAAAAAUGGCAAGACACCUAAAGAAACAGAAAAAAAUCUGGGAAAACUGAGACCACCAUUGGCAAAAAGCAAGCAACAACCUGUGACUACAACUGGAAAAGCCACAGAUAAAAGCAAGUUAGACCUUUACAAGGCAACUGAAGAGAUAUUUGACUUUGUCCUGGAGGGCAAGUUGACAGUGUUACCUCCCCUCCCAAGGUCCACUGUCAGGAUAUUCCUUAGCUCAACCUUCUCAGACAUGAGGGCUGAGAGAAACGCCCUGGCUAAAGACGCCUACCCCAGGCUGAGGGACUACUGUGCACAGCUAGGUUUGGGCUUUCAGGUUGUUGACCUGAGGUGGGGUGUAACAGCUGAGGCCACAAACAACCACAUGACCACCAACAUUUGCCUGUUGGAGCUGGAAAAUUGCCAGAAAGUUUCUGUUGGCCCAAGCUGCAUUGCAAUAAUCGGCAACCGCUAUGGGUAUUGUCCUCUUCCAUUUGAAAUAAGUGAUGAAGAGUUCCAGAUUUUAAAAUCUGAAGCGUUACAUCUUCAACUGACAGAAGUAUUCUCAUUGGUUGAGACCUGGUAUAAGAAGGAUGAAAAUGCCAUCCCAGCGGCAUACUACUUGCAGCCAAUAUCAUCACAGCUGCCUUACUUCCUUGAUAACUCUUCAAACCUGAAAACAGAAAAGUUGAGCCAUCAGCAAACAUGGGCAAAAACAGAGGCUGAGAUGUUGGAGACUAUUCACAGAUGUGCCGUGUCAGCUUGGGAAAAUAAGAAAAUAUCCACAGCGAGAAAACAUUGCUAUCUCAUGUCAGUGACUGAGCACGAAGCACGGAAUGGAAUAAUUCAGGCUAAAGACCCCAACAGCCAUGGUCUGGUGUUCCUCAGAGAGCUGGAAGGUUUAAGCCCACAAUCCUACGCUGAUGUUGGGGCUGCCAGGCACAAGGAUCUUGUUUCUGUGGAGGGCCAACUACAAGCUGACCAGCAAGCUGACCAACUGAUCUCAGGGUUUAAGAAAGAUCUACAGAGCUCCCUCCAGUCCUCUAAUGUCAAGUCCUACACAGUCCCCUGGGUAGCUGGGGGACUACAGCCUGAGACCAUCCAACAUCACAGCCAGUACCUCAACCAGUUCUGUCAGGACUUUGUGUCUGGCGUCCAGCAACUCAUCCAGGCUGACAUGCAGGCUAUGGAGGCGUUGAUCAGACAGCAGGAAUAUUAUUCCCUCUACAGCGAAGUCUUGCACCACGCCCACUUUUGUAGACUCAAGUGCCAGACUUUCUGUGGGCAGCAGGACUCCCUCGACUUAAUCAGAGACUACAUCCUAGACCCCAGCAACCGCAAGCCGUUUGUUAUCUUUGCCCAGUCAGGGCUGGGUAAAACCUCUCUUCUAGCCAUGGCCAUGAACCUUCUGGGCAGUUGGAUCAAAGACAAGCACAUCGGUGUCAUCCAGUUUCUGGGCACCUCUGCCCUCAGCACCAAUAUCUACAACGUGUUGUUUAAUGUUUGUGGGCAGCUGGCUGACAUCACAGAGAGCAUCAUGGAGCCGCAGUGCUACAGGUCCAUGAAAACUCUUGUGGCCUACAUGCCCAGGUUUUUCCGGACAAUCGCCUCCAUUGUCAAACAGCCUGUUGUCAUUUUCCUUGACUCCCUCGACCAGCUGUCAAGCCAGCAUGACGCCCACACAAUGUGGUGGCUACCAUCCAACCUACCACCUAAUUUUAAGUUGAUUGUUUCAACAUUGCCUGACCGCCAUGGAAUUCUAGACAACCUAAUUCCUCUCAUUUCCCAUAAAAAGAACUUUGUGGAGAUGCCAUUCCUUCCAGACUCGACCAGCAGCCAGAUAGCCGCCAGGUACCUGGGACUGAGGCGCAGACGAGUCACAGACCAACAGAUGAUGUUGUUGCUGGAGAGGUUGAGAGCAUCUCCCAGCCCGCUGUACCUGAAGCUUCUCCUGGACCAAGCUGUCCUGUGGAGCUCCCACACCCCAGUGUCGGAGCUGGUUCUGCCAGACUCUGUCAGGGUGGGCAUCAGCCACAUGUUUGAGAAACUGGAAGUCAAAUUUGGGCAAAGAUUUGUCCAGGCUGCGCUUGGUUUGAUCAGUGUUGGCUUGAAUGGGCUCAGUGAGAUUGAGCUAGAAGAUGCUCUGUCCUGUAUGGAUGACGUCAUGGUUGAGAUCUAUCAGUUCCAUGACCCCCCAGUCCCAGGGAUGGUGCGGAUCCCCCCGGUCAUGUGGGCCCGGCUUCGCUUUGACCUCAAAGAGUACCUGGUUGAACGGUUAGCCCAGGGGCAGACAACUUUAUUUUGGUAUCAUCGUCAGUUUGUUGAAGUUGCAUCAGAGCGCUAUACUUCUGGAAUUACAGGUCAAAAUCUCCACAAAAUCUUGUUUGAAUAUUUCGCUGCUGAGCAUGGUGUGAAGAGAGACAUUGUUCUGACUGAACGAAAUAAUCUCUUCAUCCCCAACGCUGACAGAAACACCAGCCCACAGCCCAUGGCCCCAUCGAACAUUAGAAAACUAGAGUGUUUGACUUACCACCUCAAAAGUUGUACGUCCCUGCAAGAUCCUAACUUUGCUAAACAAGUUACGUACUGUAACUUCCACUUCAUCCGGGCCAAGAUUGCCACCGUGGGAGCUGAGAAACUGCUCCUGGAGCUGGAGGAACAGCUGCAGCUGGUCAGGGACUCUGAGCUGGAAAAGAUGGUCGCGUUUAUUGGGACGUGUUCAGCAGCUCUGAAAGACCCCGUGGGGUGUGCCUUCAAUGUGCUUGCCCACAUCAGUACCUCCCCACAGCUUCCUAAUCUAAAUCUUCUAAUAGCUGAGUCCAGGAGUUACCUCAAGAACUUGUCCAGGACUUUGCUUAUCCCAACUUUUGCUUGUCUGGCACCAAGAGGCAGUGAGCCAGAAAAAGUGUAUAAUGGACUCGUCCAUGUGAAGGGAAGAAGAAAUGAGACAGUCCUCUUUGCCAAUGAAUGGUGCCCUGCCCCCUCCGACCAAGAAUCAAAAGAUGCUUCAGUCACUAUAGGUCUGGUUGAUAUGAAGACAACAGACGUUAGCUAUCAUCCUCUGGAGGGGGUCAGUUCUGAACUUUUCUUGACCGCUGAUGGAAAGGCCUUAAUUUUCUUCUCUGCUGAACACGCAGCUCUAGUCAAACUGCAGACUGAUACAGGGACACAAACUCUGCACACGCUGAAAGAUCUACUCAACGGUCAGGGACCUCACGUCAAACAAGCGCACCUGUACCACGCUUUAGCUUGCACAUCAGAAGAUUUGAAGCACAUUGCGAUCUCAGUGGGUGAUGUGGUAGCUGUUGCAGACUUGCAGGACAUGCGCCCCGUGGCACGGUACCAGCUGCAACACACAGCGCAUGUCACCAACCUCCACUGCUGCUCUGGUUCACCGCUCACCCUCAUCCUCACACAGGUCAAGCACACUCACUCUCCUGGCGCCAUCACAUUUUUAGACAUACUCAAAAGGGAAGUGACUCAUUGUACUGAAACAACUUUUGAAAUUUUACCAAGAUGUUCCGCUGUUACUUUAAAUGGAGAAUCUCAUGUUUGCUAUGGCAACAAUCCAGAUGGAAAUGUUAUAUUGUUGAGUAAAAUCAAACCAGCAGGGACUUAUUUGAAGAUUGAUAUAAAGAAACAAAUCAAUGGGAUGGAGGUCUCUAGUGUAGAUCAAGACAUAUACUUUCAUAUAGGGGACUCAGAAAUCCAAGUUUUGAAUGCUGAAACACAAGGAUGGACACGGACAUUGGAGCAUGGAAUAGAUAUUUGUUGUUUUGAUGUGUCCUGGGAUGACAAGAGAUUGCUAGUAGCUGAUGUCAGCAACACUAUAACUUUGUAUAACAAGCAAUUUGAUAAACUUUUUACAAGGCAUGAAAGUUGUAGUGGAAUAGAUUACAUUGCUGUUUACCAUAGUCAUGUGGUAGUUCAGAUAAGUGGCGUGGUGAAAAUUUGGAAUGAAAAGGAAUUGUUCAAGGUGUCAGUGCAUGAAGAAACUGCUACAGAAAGUGCGUCCAUGCAGGUGUUGCACCAACAAGAUGACGUCACGUGUUUUCUGAUCUCUGAGAGGGAAGAGCUCUUCACUGCGGGUCAAAAUCAGAUUUGUCGUGUCUGGUCAAUGAAGGAUGACUCUUUUGUCAGGGAGUUUAAUCUUGGUCUGGCGCCAACUGAGAUGAUGAUGGCAGUGCAUGAUGUUCUGGUUGCCUUCUGUGAGAAAACAAAAAGACUUGUAGCUGUUAAAUCAAAGAACGGGGAAGUCCAUCACUACUUUGACAGUCAUGUGUUUUGUUUUACACUGACUAAAGACAAAAACAAGCUUGUCUUCCUCACAAAAGAAAAAGUAUGCAGCAUUCAUGUAUACGACAUAACGACCAACUCAUUAAUUAAAAAAUUUAACGUUGGUAUUCAUUUUCCGUUUUUAAGUGCACGUCUUUUGAUGUCUGUCUCUGAAAGGUAUGCUGUGUUUAUGCUGGAGGUCUCGCAGGAGGAGAUUGAUGCCAUCACAGCCAUGAGGAACAAAGGCACCCAGCUCCCAGCACAACAACACCCCCACAGGUUCCUGGCUGUGGACCUGACCCAGGGGACUGGCGCCCCCAUGCAUGUUUAUCACCGUCUGUCCAAAGUUCCGCAGCUGGGGGUGACGGUGGAGCCGUACAAGGGUAACAUGGUGAUGGUCUCCACCAGACGCUGGGUCUUGUUCUGGGACAUCCCAACAGGAAACUGUGAUCACAUGAUGUGCAAGUCCCCUCGGCAGACUAAAAUGUACCGUCCUGAUUGGUUGGGUCAGGAGUGUGUGGGUAGUAAUGAUGUCAUCACCAUGUCAAGAUGCAGGAAGUAUGUUGCUGUAGGCUCCAGGGAUGGGUAUCUGUUCGUCUAUGAUGGGGAGACUGGCAUGCCAGCAGGGAUGAAGGCGCCAGCAUCAAAGCACCCAUCACCAGUCAACCAAGCCUGCUUCAAUCAGUCGAGUACUUUAGUUGCCUCCUCCUGCACAGGCGGCCAUCUUAAGCUGUGGGAUCCCAAGACAGGCAACUCUGUCUUCUCCAUCUCUGUGGGGUUGGAGUUGCAGCACUUGGAAUUCUCUCCUAAGGGGCACAAACUGGUGGCAGUAACAGCUGAAGAGAAAAGUCGAGUCCUUGUUUUUGAUGUGCAGUACAUUCUAGGAUAAACAGUAAUGAAUCAAAUUCAUUUAAAUCAACAACAAAAUAGUUAUCUCUCUAUAAAACAAGAUUGAUUAGCUCUAUUUGUAGAGGGAAAAAAAAGAGGAAAAAAAUUCAUUUAAGGAAACGUUUAGUGGAAUUUUAAAAAAUGUUCAUUUUAUCUAUCAUUUACAGUAAUUUUUUGCUUUCUACCUUGAAAAACGUGAAAACACUAUUUUUAGUGUGGUACUUCAUUCUGUUCCUUUUUUUCAAGGUGGUUAGCUACAUAAAAUAUUCAUUUACACAAGAUUUUCAGUUACAUAGUAUGGGCAGCUCCAUAUUGUAGCUAUUUUAAUAUAUAAUUGCCUAGCUAUUUAAAUGUAUAAGUGACAGCUAUUUUAAUGUAUAACCGAUGACUUUUUGAAUGUAUAACUGAUGUCUAUUUGAAUGUCUGCUGUAAAUUGGCUUCCCCCCUCAGGUUUUAACUAGUGGAGAAAAAGUAAAUAUGAAAAUAUUUUAAUGUAUUUUUUACAAUUUAAACUAAGUAGUAGAAAUAUAACUCCAGAACUUGUGAUGCCUGAAAAUGUUUUUAAAAAGAAGUUAUAAAAUACCUUGUUGCUCAGUUUAAGAUUAUGUUCAAUUAGUUUCUGUUGACUUAGUGUAAUCUGUGAUAUAUAUGGGCAGCUUUGGACAGUUCAUUGGUGGUGAUAUUUUUACCUUUUGUUUUUAUUGUACACGCUCAAUUUAUUGUGCUUUCAGAUUAAGCUUGUGAAUUAUAAAUUUUUAAUUAUAGGUCUAUUUAAUUGUUAUUCGU